UUGAAGUAUGAACUUCGACGAAAACGUUUGAGUGCCUGCUAAAGUUUUUAUCUCAAUUUCUUUAAAUUUUACGGCCAUGUGUGGUAAUAUUAGCGAAGUUGCAAGAAAUUCUAGUGAUGAUAUCCACCACUGCAAGUAGUAGAGUGAGAAACCCUAAGGUUACGGAGAAUUCCGAUGCUCCAGAUCGAGAAGAAAUCGGACAAGAAAACACAACGGAUGAUAAGGUCAGAGGUUAUGUUGGUUUAUACGAUGCCUCCUCAUCCUUUGGUGGUCCGAGAGACAUUCGCUUACGGUCACGGGGUCGCGUAUCGGAGUAUCGCCACUCCAGGGGAAUUGGAAGAGGAGGACCUAGGGGCCGCGGUUUCCCGCCACGGGGUGACCGUGAUGAAAAUCCCUUUAAAUAUAACGAACCGUUAGUCAGUAUGAACAAUGACACUUGGUGUCAGGGAAAUAAUAAUAAAUUUUAUGAAAGAUCUGACCUAGUAGUCAAUUUACCAGAAGAUCCUCGCAUAUCUAAACUGUUACGCCGUUUGUGUGCUGAAGUUGAUGUUGAGAAGUCGCUGGUUAUAUGCAGUAAGUUACAAGAUGCUGUCAUGCUGCCAGAAAAUUCAAGGUACAUCAGGCGAUCUUAUGAUAUCCUUGUGGAGUCUUUGUUAGAUGUUUUAUAUGAUGCACCAGGGCCAGAAACAAAAGAAAGUGCUGCUGUAGUUCUUGGGAGAAUUGGAUAUGUAAUGGGCCCAGAUUUUCGCAAACAUUUAGACUGGAUUGCAUCUACAUAUACAGUUCACAACACUUCUAUCAAACAUUUGUUAACUUUGUCAUUUUCUGAAACAUUCCAAUUAGAUUUCCAAACUCCCAAUUUGUCGGAUUUUGCUGAGCUGGCCCUAGAAAGAAUGCAAACAAUAAUUGAAGGCACAGAUUCUUCUGAUGUCUUUAUGGCAGCAAUAAAUUGCAUGAUAGUAAUGUCUAAUUCAUACCCGGAGCACUUUGCCAAUCACUUUGUUGAUACUGUUGACAUACUAGUAGGUUGGCAUGUUGAUAAUGCUCAACCGAAGAAGAUCAAAGAGUUUGCUUUACAAGCUUUAUUCAAACUGAGCCGCCACUGGCAAGCAGAUGUUGGAUUUUCUGUGAAUUUGCUCAACCAGUUCAUAGAAGAUAUGAUGGCAUAUUCAGGCUUGGAUGAUAAGGGAGAGAAAGAGGGUGAAACAAAUUCACAUGAGGAUUGUAUGCAAAAAAUUGCAUCAUUUCUUAAUGUAUUCAAUACUGUGGUAAAAAGUUUGGGUUCUUUGUUAAGUCCAACUGUGUCACAAACAGUGUCGUGGGUGUUCUUAUCUGAUGCCUUAACAAAAAUACUCCAAGUACUGACAGAAGUGUUACAGGAAGAUGCCGAAACUGAAUUGAUACUAGCUGGAAAUGAAUGUAUUUCAUUACUUUUGGGUUUUCUGCAAACAAAAGCAUCAUCAUGCUCCGCUGCAUUGUUUUCCCUUAUAACUAAAGAGGUGGCAAACUAUAUAAAAUCAGGUGAGAGUAUUUGUCUUAGUAUUGUAGAUUUGAUAUCAACUACAAUAAAGGAAAUAUCAUCAAAUUUGCCAAUUGAUUUCAUAGCACAGACUAUUGGACCGGAUUCACUGUUGAAACCUUUACGAUAUUCAGAAAGUGCACAAAUUCUACAGAGUGUAAUGAUGAUUUACAGCAACUUACUUAAUUUAAAAAACAUACCUCUUCUUCAAGAAGCCUAUAAGUUUGUUUUAUCAGAUGUUCAUAAUUCAUUGAGCACAAUAAUACCAGAAAUACAGAUUAUAAAUGUUGAAUACUCUGAGGAAAUGAGCAAAGAUGACGCAGAAAGAAAUAUUGUGUUUUAUCUGCAGUGUUUAUCAGAUUUAGCAAAUGCAAGUAACUCAAUAAUUGGUAUGUGGGCACUGCAACCGAGUAUUUUGGAAUUGUUGGCUAUAAAAAUGUGUCCGCAUAAUGAAAUAUUGACUAAAGAUAGGCCAGCUCUGCAGUACUCUAUUCUGUACCUUUUAUAUUCGCAUUGUAAGAAGAAUAAUCAUUUUAUUGCGUCAAGUGAUCUGGUCACCAAUUCGCAACAGAGAACUAAUGACUUAUUUGGUCUGUCAAAUUUGAGUCUUGGUGAUGUGUCUGGAACAAGUCCUACUUGUGGUCAUUUAGCAGUUAUCUUGCAAACUCUGAGCAUUGUUUUAGAUGAACAUGUAAACAAAGAAACUUUACUGUUAGUAUUGAAUUGGAUAUCAGACAUAUUUUGUCAGCUGGACAAAUAUUUACCGAUUGUGAGUUUAUCAAAAGGAUUUCUAGUUUUAACAACCAAUAUGCUGGCUCUUGCAUAUAAUUUUGAUAGUGACAUUGUUCAUAAAGUUAUUAAAAAUUGUCACUAUCUAUUAAAAAAUAAGAGCUUAACCUGGAAUGUGAUGCUGCUGAAGACAAUGACCUUAAUAUGUCUGCUACAUAUUGAUAAUAAAAAUAGGAUGGUAUCUGAACUGUGUAAGGAUGUACUGUUUCAACUUCCAUGGGAUAUAGUUCAACAGGAAUUGGAUAAACAGACUGUCAAGAUAUUUGCAUGCAGAAAAGUAAAUUUAACAAUGAUUAAUUGCAAUACAAAAGUAAAUUCCCUGAAAGAGUUUCUUGUGAAAGGAUCCUUUUCUCCAUUACCCAACCAUCACUUCAAAUUAAUUAUCAACUGCCUAAUGGGAGUGACCAAUGAAGAUAAAGCAUUCAUAUAUGAUAUUUUUAAUAUGUCAUGGCCUUUACAAUGCCUAGAAGGGGAUGAGCAAAAUCUCCUCUUUUUCCGUUUAUGUGCCACAAAUUUUUCCUCUAUUUGUAUAAGUUGGGCCUUAUCUGAACUUGCUCAAACAUGUAUUUCCCUCAAGUUACGAACUGCAUUAGGAAAGCCACAGGAAACAUUUACUAAGAUUGAGGGUGCUUUAAAAGGGAUAGCACGAGACAUUUCAUUGCCAGAUAACAAGUACAUUGCAACCAAUGAGAAAUCGCUAUUGGAAAUAAUUCUUGCUGAACAAACAAGAGCUCGUUGGGUCAUAGAAUUUAUGAUGUUUUUGGAAAAGUAUACUUACAAUGCUGCAGAAGGAACAGCUUCAGUACUUCCAGCUGUUGCAAAAGCUGUAAAAACAUUUUUCCACACAAAUUGGCCAACAUGCCGUGAAUGGCAAAACAGAGUGAGACCAGCUGCUUUAGCAGUUAGCUUGUAUUCUGGUCAUUUUGGGGCCACAGUUUACCAUGCCUCAUUGAUAUUGGAAAAUGCAGCAAACUCCAAAAGUAAUAUGGACAUUGAAGCAAUUGUUAUAAGUAUAGCAAAGGCAUUGAUAAAAAUGAAAGAGCCUGAAGUUUUAUAUGGGCUUUUUGUGUGGAUUAAAAAGAAAUUUGACUUAAAGUUACCAUGGCUCAAAGGUGCUGCUGAACAAGCAAAUUCUAAAUAUGAAUUAGCUGUUGAACAAUACAGAAAAAUAACUGACGCUAAGGCUACACAAGAAGAACAACCUACAACUUCAAUUUCAAAUGAUUCAAGGCUACACAAAUUUAUAACAGAAAAUAUAUCUGAAAGUUACCGAAACUUACAGAGCUGGGAGGAAAUGAUAGAAUGGAUAGAAUCUGAAAAUGAAAAUUAUGAGGCAUUGAAUUAUGAAAAGUACAAUGUACUGAGAAUGUUUGAAGAUAAUAUUGAGUUAUCUAAUCUUGGUGAUUGGGGUGAUUUUGACAUGGAUACUAAAGAAAUACCAAAACAAGCCUGUUCAUAUCAAGGGUUAAUUAAUAAAAUUGAGUCAGUGUUGACAACUACAGCUGUUAACAUAUUUUACAAUGACUAUGAUGAGAAAUAUGAUAUGCUUUUGAAAGAUUGUGCAAAAGUACUAAAUGCUAGUGCAGAAGAGUUUGCUCGAAACAAUUCUGUAGGAUUCAUGAAAGAAAUAGCAGUUCUUCAGUUGGCAAAUAAUGGAUUACAAAAUUUGAAGAAUGGAAAAAUCAUUACCAAUCCAUUUAAACCCUCUGUUAUCAAAGAACACAAAUAUGGAACUGAAAUGAACAACCUAAAUCGUAUUUUAUGGUGGAAUCAAUAUUUUAUGAAGUUAAAUAUGACUGAAGAGAACGUAUUUUACAAUGAAUGUUUACGACUUGAUGUCAUAAAGAGCGCUAGAAAGAACAUUAAUUUGCAAAUGGCGAAACGAGAAUUGUUAAAGCACUUCAAAAAUAAUCCAUCAUUCCAGCUCUGUUUAAAUAUUAACAGCUUAGAUGAUCUUAGUGAUAUACUAAUGAUGUCUACUAAUACUUAUGAUUUAGAUAUUUGGACGUUAAAUAAUGCCACCGCAUUAACAGAGCUAUGCAAAGUCACAUACGCUAAGGAAGAGACAAAAAUACAUGCUAUAAAUUUGUGCGCCAGCAUAUCCCUUGGAUUUUCACAAAGAUUGGCAAUGGGUGAUCAUAGUUAUGAGUUGCGAGAGAAGGCGACCAGAAUGUUAUUGACAUUAUCGAAAUGGGUGCAGAAUGAAAAUGAAAACGUUUUGGACACUGACUCACCAUUAACAAAAUUAGUGUCAGCUCUGCCAGAAAUUGGUUUAGUUGAUAACAACAUAUCCGAAAACGUUAUACCAAUUUCAGACUCGGCAGUUGGUAAGCUUUUGCAGUUUGGGGUAAACCAAUGCCCUGGUUUAGCAAAAGCUUGGGCAAGUUUCGCAGCGUGGUGCUUUAGAUGGGGACGUAAAAUGGUGGAAUUCAGUUCGAAAACUGGCGAGCAGUUGACGGAUAAUGAUAAAUUGCAAAUAGAAAGUGUUAUGAUUGGUUGUUCACCGCAAGAUUUUGAGGCUGUUUGUGAAAUAUUGUCGAAAACUAAAGCGACAUGCGAUGAGGAGGACAUAGAUUGGAAUGAAAUUAAUACAUCGGAAAUGAUAGAGAACCAGUUGCGCACUGUACCAUCCUUAAACAAUGCCUUCCCAGAACAUUUAGCGCUACUUUUAGAUAUCUGGCGUCAAGCUCAAAAGAGAGUAUUUUCAUACUUUGAAUUAUCUGCUGACGCUUAUUUCAAAUUUUUACAAUUGAUCUGUGCAUCAGAUUUUAUCAAUCACAGUGGUGAAAAUGCAGUCGUUAAUGCUACACUUCGUUUACUUCGAUUAAUAGUGAAACAUGCAAUGGAGUUACAAACAGUACUCGAGUCAGGUUUAGCAAAUACACCUACUCAACCCUGGAAAGUAAUUAUACCUCAAUUGUUCUCUAGGCUCAAUCAUCCAGAAACCUAUGUACGAAAAUGUGUUUCCGACUUGUUGUGUCGACUGGCAGAAGAUACUCCUCAUCUCAUUACUUUCCCUGCUGUAGUUGGUGCUGUUGAAAAUGAACAAAACAGUUUGACUGAAUUGCAUGUACCGAGAUCUUACUUAUCAAAUGAUGAUGCUGAAAGCGAUGACGAUCUCGAAUUGGAAGAUAAUGCAAGUGAUAAAGUUAGUAAUAACGAAUUAAAUUCCUGUUUCUUAGACAUGGUUGAAACCCUAGCUAAGCAAGCUCCGAAAACAAUACUACAAGUAAAAUUAUUGGUCAAGGAAUUACAACGCAUUAAUUUACUAUGGGAUGAAUUAUGUUUGGGGACAUUAGUCCAGCAUCACUCCGAGUUCAAUAAACGACUUUCUCAAUUAGAAAACGAAAUCGCGAAAGUGAAAAAUAAUCAAAACUUGUCUGGAGAAGAAAAAGAAAAACUUAUCAAAGAAAAACAUCGCAUAAUAUUCGAACCUAUUGUGUUUGUGCUAGAACAGCUUCAUCAAAUUACUUCUGCGAAACCUGAGACACCACAUGAAGUGUCAUUCCAAAGCAAAUUUCAAGCUAUUAUAGUAGAUGUCAUCGAUAAAAUGAAGAAUCCUGUAAAUCCUGAUAAGCCACAAGAGUCAUGGGCGCCAUUGAAACAGUUUCAAAUUAGAUUACAACAAAAAGUGAAUAAAAGGACAUCAUACAUUUUGAAAAUGUCGGAUAUAAGUCCUGUAUUGGCAGAAUUAAGAAACACCGUUAUAACAAUGCCCGGACUACAUACAAAUCAAAGAACUGUACGAAUUACUAUCAAAUCAAUCGAAAACAACGUUGCUAUUUUACCGACCAAAACUAGGCCAAAGAAAUUAAUCUUCUACGGGUCAGAUGGAAAGGCUUACACCUACUUAUUCAAAGGUCUGGAAGAUCUUCACUUAGACGAAAGGAUUAUGCAGUUGUUGUCUAUAACGAAUACAAUGCUGGCUCGUGAUUCUGAAAACAACGAUAACCAAACAUACAGAGCUCGACACUAUUCCGUCAUCCCGUUGGGUCCUCGGUCAGGAUUGAUCAGUUGGGUCGACAAUGUAACUCCCUUAUUCGCAUUAUAUAAACGUUGGCAGAACAGAGAAGCCGCUAUUCUAUCAGCUAAAACAAAUAAGACCGUAAAUGUGUUAAGACCGUCUGAGCUCUUCUAUAAAAAGCUGAAUCCGCUUUUAAAAGAGGCGGGCGUAGCGACUGAGAAUAGAAAGGAAUGGCCGGUGUCAAUAUUGAAGCGGGUUUUGGAGGAGCUAUCGGCGGAGACGCCACGCGAUCUCUUGUCGAGGGAAUUGUGGUGCAGCAGCGUGACUCCAGAGCAGUGGUGGCAAAUGACGCGUCGCUACAGUUACUCGGUGGCCGUAAUGAGUACGAUCGGUUAUAUAAUCGGUUUGGGUGAUAGACAUUUGGAUAACGUGCUCGUGGACUUGACGACGGGUGAGGUGGUGCACAUCGACUAUAACGUGUGCUUCGAGAAGGGCAAGACGCUGCGGGUGCCGGAGAAAGUGCCGUUCCGCAUGACGCCCAACUUGGUGGCGGCGCUCGGCGUCACGGGGGUUGAGGGCAUAUUCCGUUUGGCCUGCGAGCACGUGAUCCGCACGAUGCGGCGCGGCCGCGAGACGCUGCUAACGCUGCUAGAAGCGUUCGUAUACGAUCCGCUUGUGGAGUGGGGCGGCGGCAGGCGGCGCCGCGGCGCGAGGCACGUGCGCGCCGCGCGGGCCAUGCUGGCCGUGCGCGUGCAGGAGCUGCGACACGGCGUCACCGAAGUCACGGAACAACUUGUGGGACUAUUACCUGAAGUUAAAAAAUGCGCAGAAAAGUGGCUCGAGGAAAAUGAAGAAUUAAAUAGAGUGGAGACCAAGUUACAAGAAUGUCACAUACAAAUGGUUUUAAUCAAAGAGAUAGAGUCUUACGGCAGUAACCUCGCGAACCAUCCUCUGUAUACAAUUUCUCAGAAAUAUACGUCGUAUAAACAAGCUAAGAAUGCCGUUGAAGAUUCCAUGAAGGCUCUCGUAAAAAUACUGAACGAUUUUGACACUCAAAUAGAGAAUUUUGCGACGACAAAUGAAGUCUUGAAUGGGCCACAGUUGAUGGCGUGGGUACAAGAGUUUUCUGGAACUAACGAAGAUGAUGAUAAACCGAUAUUUGAACACGUUAAAGAAUUUUUGACAAAUGCUGGACAGGGCACAAUGCUGACGCAAUGUGAACAAGCAGAAGUUGAACUAAAGCAAUGUAUGCAGCAGACUAGCGUCCUCAUUCGCUCUUGUCUCGAACUGCUAUCUCAAUACGUCGCAGUCUCACAAUAUUACCCGCAAAGUCAAACGGAAUACCAUCGCAUUGUUAUGUUCCGUAAAUACCUAGCUGCGGCAUUAGAAAGCAAAUCUCCAGAGGUAUGUCGGGAAGUAGCCAAUCAGGUGACCGCUUUGGUCAAUGCAGACACAAGCAGCGGUGAUGCUCAACAAAUCAUUGCAUACAACUAUCGCUUACAGCAACUGACUGCUGAAUCUAAUGUUCACCUCAAUAAAUGCCUCGAAAGAUUGCAGUUGGAGGGUGGAACUGAUGCGAUUGUAAUAGCCCAAGAGGCGUACAAAGAAGCCAAAGCUAACAUCAGCAACUGGGUAAGAACCGAGGAAGGUGCAGCGGGCACUUUGGAAAGUGUAGUCAUUGGAAUGCUAUGCAACUUAAAUAGACGAUACUUGAUGCUCGAAAAUGGUGCUCAAAGCGCGGGCGAUUGUCUCGUAGACUUAACAUCGAGGGAAGGUGAAUGGUUCUUGGAUGAUAUGAGUGCGUUAUCCGUGCAGGCUGUAGAACUAUUAUCACUAUUGCCUCUCCAAUCAGCAUCUGUAGAAGACGCCUCCAUGGCUGUCGCAGUCGAUUGCGUUAGAAAUGCCAAUUUGUUAUUAGCUGAUUUGGUUCAGCUAAAUUACAAUUUCAGCACCAUAAUUCUUCCUGAAGCUCUAAAGAAGAUACAUUCUGAAGACCCGUCGGCAUUGCACAUGAUAAACGAACUGAAUGCCGUGAUAAUGAAUUCGCCAGUUCCUUUGAACGAGAUAUUGGCUCAAUUGGAAGUGCAUUUUAGAUACCUGCUUAUGGAUAUGGAGUCCCCUGCAGCAGGCGCACAGCUACUGGCAGCGGAACUCCGCGCGCGCUACGAAGCGCUCCUCUCGGCGACCUCCGAGGAGGGCCAGUCCGGGGGACGCAUGCUGCUCAUGGGCUUCAACGGGCUCUUCGCGGCCGUGGAGCUGCGGAGCAGGGAGCUGGCGGACCACUUGAGUGCUCCUGUGCCGCAGGCCUGGAGGAAGAUCGAUCAUAUCAAUGAUGCGUUGCAUAUGUCGGCGGCGAUGCAACGCAGCGCUCUACGCAGCGUUCUCGAAGACAUGUUCCUAGUGCGGCGCGUGCAGACGGCCGCUGAAGUGUUCGCACUGUGCGCGCAGCUGGCGGCUGCACACCGCGGUACCGCAGUAGGUGCGGUGGGCGCCGCAGCGAGUGCGGCGGGUGCGGCGGGCGCGGCGGACGUGUCGGCGCUGUGCAAGGGCGUGCGGCGCUUCACGGCGGAGUACGUGUCGCGCUGCGUGCUGGGCGUGCCGUCGCGCGCGCUGGCCUGCGUGCUGUGCCUGCUGCUGCGCCGCAACCGCCUCGACCUGCACGACGAGGUCGAGCAGAAGGAGAUCGGAGCAUCGUGGAGCGUAUCAUUAGAAUCCCUGUGCGACAAAGUGUGCCGCAGCGGCGGGGAGCGCGGCGCGGAACUAGCGGCUCGCUUGGUGGCGGCGCGCGCCCGCGUGCACCGCGCGGCCGCCGCUUUGCGUGCGGUGGAGUGCGCGCGGGCCGCCGCACGGGCCAACCGGCUGAGGGCCGCCGCGCAUACGCAUUUACAUGCUGAGGUCCUAAAGAGUGGGGUUGAAGCGCACGCGGCGGUGUCCCGGCGAGGGGCGGAGCUAGCGGCUGCUGCUGAGCGACUCGCCGCUGCGCUUGCGCGUGCGCAUGCCGCGCUGCAGAAUGCGCACCAGAGAGUGAAGUGGGGCGCGGGCGCGAACCCGAUGCUGCGCGGCGUGGUGGGCGCGCUGGAGGGCGCGUGGGGCGCGGCGCGGGGCCGCGCGGGGCGGCUGCGCGGUGCCGCCGCACAGCUCGCCGCGCACGCGCGCGCAGUGGCCGCGCACCACGCGCCCGCCGCCCCGCGCCCCGCGCGCGCCGCGCGCACCGUGCGCACCGCGCUCGCGCACUGGGAGAAGUCUACUUUGAAGCUGCCAUUGACGUUAUACAAAAGUACAUUCCUACUAAAAGUGAAGCGUUUAGUAAUACGCCCGUGCAGUAUUUACGAUAACAAACCGGUUUUCGCUAUGAGUUUGCAACACACGCCGCCGAGUAUUACAUUUAUAAGCGGCAGCGGUAGCGGAGGCGGAUCAACACCGAAUCUGCGUGGAUACGGCAUGGAGGAAACACAGAAUUCAAAUAUUAACAUAAGAAAAAGAAAGGAGCGCACGUAUGAACAAGAUUUUAAAAAAGACUUAGCGGAUUUUCGUAUUGAAAUCAUGAAUUUUUUCCAAGAAUUUGCCAAAGAUCAAAAUGAAAAUUUAACUAAAUUAAGUCAACAGAUAUCAUGCAUUAGAGAAGAUAUAACUGCCAUAUACUCGAACCACAUAUGA
This is a messenger RNA of Colias croceus (clouded yellow), 9929 nucleotides long. It is a transcript of the gene nonC, whose product is annotated as serine/threonine-protein kinase SMG1. Gene Ontology annotation, molecular function: protein serine/threonine kinase activity. The transcript has 10 exons. The record is from RefSeq and is a predicted model, not a curated record. Gene Ontology annotation, biological process: negative regulation of macroautophagy; nuclear-transcribed mRNA catabolic process, nonsense-mediated decay; TOR signaling. Gene Ontology annotation, cellular component: TORC2 complex; nucleus; TORC1 complex. The coding region runs from base 117 to 9929 and encodes 3270 amino acids. Lineage: Eukaryota; Metazoa; Arthropoda; Insecta; Lepidoptera; Pieridae.